GGAUCAUUGUUUCUAGACGGACUGUAAACAUGUCUGUACUGAGAACCUGACGUUGCUCCACUUCCUAAACAAAUCAGUCGCCUGCGAACAGCUGUCUAUUUAAUUUUACGAAUUAUUAAACUGACACAUUAAUAAAUAUAUAUAUAUAUAUAUAUAUAUAUAUAUAUAUUCAGUUUCCAUACAGAGCAACUACUCGAAUAAUGACUGCUAGCUUUUGCACAAUCGAUAAUAUUCUCCCCUUACCCAACAUUACAGAACUGUUGCUACUGAUUUCCUGGAAAAGGAAUAACCCUGCAGGAGCGCACGUGCCAGGUAUGUAAAAAGUAAACAAAAACAUGUUGACUGGUCGCUAGCUAUUUUGUUUGGUUGCAGCUACUCUUUAGUUUGAACACGAAUGUAAUUUAAUGCAAAAAUACAUUUCAUUUUAUUUUAGAGGUAAGCUUAUGAAGAGGGCUUCUAGCUGGAUAGCUAGCUAACGUUAGAUAGCUUCCUGGCUUAUUAUGAUUAUGUAUGUUUUUCUAGCCAGCUAGCAAGCUUAGCGUAUACAUAGUGGCACUAACAAAGUAACGUUAGCUAGUACACGGUAACAUGUUUCUAGCUGUAACGUUACUGCCCUACAGUAAUAGCUAAUAGCUAGUCCAAAAUACCUUGAUUACAAUGACAUCUAGCUAGCUACUUGAAAUACCUAGCAAAAUACCUAGCUACAGUCAGGGAAAAAAGUAUUUGAUCCCCUGCUGACUUUGUACGUUUGCCCACUGACAAAGAAAUGAUCAGUCUAUAAUUUUAAUGGUAGGUUUAUUUGAACAGUGAGAGACAGAAUAACAAAAUAAUCCAGAAAAACGCAUGUCAAAAAUGUUAUAAAUUGAUUUGCAUUUUAAUGAGUGAAAUAAGUAUUUGACCCCUCUGCAAAACAUGACUUAGUACUUGGUGGCAAAACCCUUGUUGGCAAUCAGAGGUCAGACGUUUCUUGUAGUUGGCCACCAGGUUUGCACACAUCUCAGGAGGGAUUUUGUUCCACUCCUCUUUGCAGAUCUUCUCCAAAUCAUUAAGGUUUCGAGCCAGAUUUGACGGUACAUGGCCCCGUCCAUCGCCCCUUUGAUGCGGAGAAGUUAUCCUGUCCCCUUAGCAGAAAAACACCCCCAAAGCAUAAUGUUUCCACCUCCAUGUUUGACGGUGGGGAUGGUGUUCUUGGGGUCAUAGGCAGCAUUCCUCCUCCUUCAAACAUGGCGAGUUGAGUUGAUGCCAAAGAGCUCGAUUUUGGUCUCAUCUGACCACAACACUUUCACCCAGUUCUCCUCUGAAUCAUUCAGAUGUUCAUUGGCAAACUUCAGACGGCCCUGUAUAUGUGCUUUCUUGAGCAGGGGGACCUUGCAGGCGCUGCAGGAUUUCAGUCCUUCACGGCGUAGUGUGUUACCAAUUGUUUUCUUGGUGACUAUGGUCCCAGCUGCCUUGAGAUCAUUGACAAGAUCCUCCGGUGUAGUUCUGGGCUGAUUCCUCACGGUUCUCAUGAUCAUUGCAACUCCACGAGGUGAGAUCUUGCAUGGAGCCCCAGGCCGAGGGAGAUUGACAGUUAUUUUGUGUUUCUUCCAUUUGCGAAUAAUCACACCAACUGUUGUCACCUUCUCACCAAGCUGCUUGGCGAUGGUCUUGUAGCCCAUUCCAGCCCUGUGUAGGUCUACAAUCUUGUCCCUGAUUAUCCUUUGAGAGCUCUUUGUUCUUGGCUGAGAUUAGGAGCACUCCCUUUAAGAGUGUGCUCCUAAUCUCAGCUCGUUACCUGUAUAAAAGACACCUGGGAGCCAGAAAUCUUUCUGAUUGAGAGGGGGUCAAAUACUUAUUUACCUCAUUAAAAUGCAAAUCAAUUUAUAACAUUUUUGACAUUUUAGUUUUUCUGGAUUUUUUUGUUGUUAUUCUGUCUCUCACUGUUCAAAUAAACCUACCAUUAAAAUUAUAGACUGAUCAUUUCUUUGUCAGUGGGCAAACGUACAAAAUCAGCAGGGGAUCAAAUACUUUUUUCCCUCACUGUAGUAGUUCCAAAGCUUUAGGGUCUAAUCUUUAAUCUCGAUUAACAUCUUGACCUUGAUUCAAAUAUUCUAUGUUAUUUAUAAUAUGACAUCUGAAUUUAUGUUCACCCCUCUUUACCUAAGUGAGCAUCUGAAGCCAAGCCAAGAUGACAAGCCCAAACCGAGACAUCCCCAUCCACAGCUGGCCAGGCUCCUACUACAUCAACAGCGAGAAGCGCUGGGAGGCCGGGACCCUGUCCCUGACCCGCACCAUGCUGCGCUUCACCUCAGACCCGAGCAAAGAGAACCUGGUCGGUUUCCGCCUCACCAGGAUCAUCGAGAUCAAGAUGGAGUCGUCCAGCUUCAUCUUCAGCACUCUGACUGUGUUGGAGCAGGGGAAUCUCAAGCACUGGUUUGGCUCGCUGAGGCCCAACCGGGUGGUGGUCUACAAUGUCCUGGAGCAUUUCUGGAGGGAGAGGUUGUUGUCCCCCUCUACUGAGGUCCAGGGGGUUGAGGCACAGCCCACCAAGAGGAGGGAGCUGAUUAACCUGGUGGUAGGGGCUCAGAGACGGCUAGAGGACACAGGAAAUGUCCUCCACCACCAGGGAGAGCAGUUUGAUAACGUUAUGCAGGGCCUGGACAAGAUCGACUCUAAUCUGGGCGUGGCAGACAAGUAAGGAGGAUCUUGUUAUUGUAUUCUAUAUCUGGACCUUGUCAUUCAACUGUUUUUAUGUUUUCAAAUAUUGUACCUAGCCAUGGAUAUUGUCGGAGGUUUUGAUGCCUUUCUAUUUACAUGUCAUUGGUUAAUCUAUAGUAGUAGUUAAAGAAUUGAGAUUGGAUAGCGAUAAUCCAACUUCUGUCACCAUUCUCUCCGUAGGCUACUGGCUGAACUGGAGUCUCCCCCUUGGUGGCCUUUUGGCAAAUUACCCUGGAAGAGUCAGCAGGAUGCCAAGGCUGAGCAUGCUGCCAGAGAGUCCGCUUGUAAGGGAACAGCAACAGGCAAGCACAGAGUGAUCACCAGCAUACCAGCCAUCGUUUCCAGAGGUGGGGACUCGGACCUGAAGCCUGGCUGCUUGAUGGUGAUGGUCUCCUCAUUAGAAGUCCGAGACACAAACUAUGUGCUCCUCCACCGCUUUGAGAGGGACGAGGUGGAUGACAUCCGGGUUCACAACCCUUAUGAGAUCAGUGUGAGGCAGAGGUUCAUAGGGAAGCCAGACAUAUGCUUCCGACUCCUGUCGGCUAAAAUGCCGGAGGCCAUGUCUGUGCUAGAGAUGCAGUAUAAGAGGAAGGUGGAGUACACGAGUGAGUACUCUGCCUUUAAGACGACCCCAGCCACGACCCCAGUUGACCAGGAUCAAGGUUCAAUAUGGAAUGCAGGUAAGAAGUGUGGAUUUUACCUCUAAAGUCACAGGCAGGUGUUCUUCUUUGUUUAUUUUGCACUGUUUGUGCAUUGGUUUGUUUGACCACCAAGUGGCAGUAAAGGUCUAUGUAUUUUAGCAAUAGCUCAGUAUACAUCUUUGAAAUUGCUUUAGGCUCUCUUGAGGCUCAAAUCUCAUUAUACACUCUAGAUCAGGGUUCCCGAAUAGGCGGCCUGCGGGCCAAAUUCGGCCUGCGGGUGAUUUUAUUUGGCGCCCCCAGUUUUCUGAUAAGAAAUUAUGUACUUUUUGUUGUUUGACAUGACUGUAAAAUCCCCACGAUAUCAGCUCAAAGUGUAUUUUAAUUUAGGAAAUAUGUUCCCAAGUAUUCCCACGCAUAACUAGAGGCAUAUGUGGUCGUAUCCCAAUGGAAUCAAGGUUUUAAAUGAUUCCGUGUUUGUCAAAUACUUUAUUUUUAUUUUUAUGCCAUUUAGCAGACGCUUUUAUCCAAAGCGACUUACAGUCAUGCGUGCAUACAUUUUUACAUAUGGGUGGUCCCGGUGAUCGAACCCACUACCCUGGUGUUACAAGCGCCAUGCUCUACCAAUUGAGCUACAGAGGACCACCUUUAUCUGUUUGGGAUUCUUGCGGGCAAUUAGCUGUUCACAAAUUAUUUAUAACUAUGUUGACCCCUGCUCUAGAUUAUAGAUUUAUUACACAAUUUUGCAGUUUUUAUGUUAUGAGCUUUCCCCUUUACAUUAUCAUGGGAAUACUGUUAUGCUCAUAAGAUGAUCAUUUGUUUGUUUGAGUUGCCUUCUCACUGUAUCUCUGUCCCCCUCCUGUGGCAGCAGGCUUGCAGCAGUACCAGGAGACGGAGGUCCCCAGGACGGUCCCAGCAGGAGAGCUUUCCCAGGUGCAUUUGCAUGUCCUUAAGCCAGAGGUAACUCAGGCUGAGGUUCAGGAGCUCCGACAGGUGAGAGAUCUGAAUCUGGCUUCUAAUUUCUCUCCUUCUGUAUACUAAAGCAUGUGAUCCUACAGAAACCUAAUCCUAUAACAGUCUAAAGUUACAGUGGGGAAAAAAAGUAUUUAGUCAGCCACCAAUUGUGCAAGUUCUCCCACUUAAAAAGAUGGGAGAGGCCUGUAAUUUUAAUCAUAGGUACACGCCAAUUAUGACAGACAAAAUGAGAAAAAAAAAUCCAGAAAAUUGUAGGAUUUUUUAUGAAUUUAUUUGCAAAUUAUGGUGGAAAAUAAGUAUUUGGUCACCUACAAACAAGCAAGAUUUCUGGCUCUCACAGACCUGUAACUUCUUCUUUAAGAGGCUCCUCUGUCCUCCACUCGUUACCUGUAUUAAUGGCACCUGUUUGAACUUGUUAUCAGUAUAAAAGACACCUGUCCACAACCUCAAACAGUCACAUUCCAAACUACACUAUGGCCAAGACCAAAGAGCUGUCAAAGGACACCAGAAACAAAAUUGUAGACCUGCACCAGGCUGGGAAGACUGAAUCUGCAAUAGGUAAGCAGCUUGGUUUGAAGAAAUCAACUGUAGGAGCAAUUAUUAGGAAAUGGAAGACAUACAAGACCACUGAUAAUCUCCCUCGAUCUGGGGCUCCAUGCAAGAUCUCACCCUGUGGGGUCAAAAUGAUCACAAGAACAGUGAGCAAAAAUCCCAGAACCACACGGGGGGACCUAGUGAAUGACCUGCAGAGAGCUGGGACCAAAGUAACAAAGCCUACCAUCAGUAACACACUACGCCGCCAGGGACUAAAAUCCUGCAGUGCCAGACGUGUCCCCCUGCUUAAGCCAGUAUAUGUCCAGGCCCGUCUGAAGUUUGCUUGAGUGCAUUUGGAUGAUCCAGAAGAGGAUUGGGAGAAUGUCAUAUGGUCAGAUGAAACUAAAAUAGAACUUUUUGGUAAAAACUCAACUCGUCGUGUUUGGAGGACAAAGAAUGCUGAGUUGCAUCCAAAGAACACCAUACCUACUGUGAAGCAUGGGGGUGGAAACAUCAUGCUUUGGGGCUGUUUUUCUGCAAAGGGACCAGGACGACUGAUCCGUGUAAAGGAAAGAAUGAAUGGGGCCAUGUAUCGUGAGAUUUUGAGUGAAAACCAGCAAGGGCAUUGAAGAUGAAACGUAGCUGGGUCUUUCAGCAUGACAAUGAUCCCAAACACACCGCCCGGGCAACGAAGGAGUGGCUUCGUAAGAAGCAUUUCAAGGUCCUGGAGUGGCCUAGCCAGUCUCCAGAUCUCAACCCCAUAGAAAAUCUUUGGAGGGAGUUGAAAGUCCGUGUUGCCCAGCGACAGCCCCAAAAACAUCACUGCUCUAGAGGAGAUCUGCAUGGAGGAAUGGGCCAAAAUACCAGCAACAGUGUGUGAAAACCUUGUGAAGACUUACAGAAAACGUUUGACCUGUGUCAUUGCCAACAAAGGGUAUAUAACAAAGUAUUGAGAAACUUUUGUUAUUGACCAAAUACUUAUUUUCCACCAUAAUUUGCAAAUAAAUUCAUUAAAAAUCCUACAAUGUGAUUUUCUGGAUUUUCUUUUCUCAUUUUGUCUGUCAUAGUUGACGUGUACCUAUGAUGAAAAUUACAGGCCUCUCUCAUCUUUUUAAGUGGGAGAACUUGCACAAUUGGUGGCUGACUAAAUACUUUUUUCCCCCACUGUAUACUGCCUUUACAUUGUCUCUUUCUGCUUAAUACCUGUCCUGUAGACACCUGUUUUGUAUGUAGAGGAAAUGCGUGAUUGAAUAACCAUGUUAUGUUUCAGUAAAUGUAUGCCAUUUCAAUAGCAGGUUUUAAAGAACAAGCAUAACUUUGCCUAUGGAAAUCAUGGGAAGAUAAAUGCUAUAUUUCCAUUCCAAACCAGAGAUUCACUAAUGACUUAGAUUUUUCAAAUUAUAUUUUAUAUGUAAGUCGGUGAGACCACAAUCCAAACUCCAAUGGGUUUAAGAGAGGGAGGGAAAGAUACAUGGCCAGUUAUUUGGUCAGACGUCUCUGGUCAGACAGUGUAUAAAGUAUUUCCAUUCAAAGCCUCAUAAUGUUGAACAGGGUGAGCUCCAUGCAUGGUCUAUGGUCGCAAGACAUAAACAGUGACGCAAAUGCAGUCAAUUAUUUUUCAUUUAACACAUUAUUAUAAGUUGCUCAGAAUGGUGUAUUCCAUGUUAAACCUCUUCGAAACACAACAUUUUGUGUAUAUCUAAGACCACAUGUAAUUGGUUGGUGAACCGUUACAAGUAUGUUGUCAUUUUCAUAAUCCUCCUGAAACAUAGGCUACAGUCUCUCCAGACUUGGAUGUUUUUUACUGUCCCAUAAGCAAUUCUAUAAAGCUGAAUGAAGCUGAGAUUGAAUGAGCCUUUUGUGGAAACUGCGUUUACAACAGAAUAGUUAGUUACGUAUUACAAGUUAAGUAUUGACCACUUCAGAAUGGUCUCAAUACGAUUGUAUCUCAAUAUAGUUUUAUAUAUAAUCAUUUUACAAACAAAUCGAUCAUGUAAGUGACGUUUUUCUCAAUUAGUCUGUGUACAAUUCAGGGUUGUGUAUUCUUUCUCUAUCAGUGGAUUACUAUGUAGUGCUGAUAAGUCUUAAUGGUAAGUCUUAACUACAAAGCCUACCACUUUCUCAAGUGGUACAAUAGUACACUUUUUGACACACCCAACCCUGAUGAUUAGAACCUAUAGUGAGAGCCCCUCGUUGAGAGCCACUUUCAACCUUAUUUACUACCCAAGUGUAUAGCAAAUAGCCCCUUUUGUCAAAAGAUAUUUGAUACAGAUUAUCAGUUGGUUUAUUGUUCAAAUCAGUUAAAUAUUUACAGUUCUUUAUGUCCUAAACAAAUUCCUACGAGUCACCACACCUCACCUUUCGUCAGUUUACUGAGGUUAUUAGCCUACUUUUUUUUUAAACUUGUGUGUAUUUUACUAACAUAUCUGACUGUUUAUGUUAAUACACCCAAACAAACCUAAUUUUCAAGCAGUGGUGUGAUGAUAUUGAACUUAAGCAGUAGGAUUGAGUUAAAGGUCCUGUGCACAUUGUUGCUGUGUGUCAACACUUACUGGCAGUUGAAAACUGACAUGUCAAUGGGUGUGUGUGAUAAUGUGUAGGAUAAUAUUAGUUUAGAAACCACGGUGGUGGGGUUUGGAGGGAAUGUUUAUAAGGUUUUGCUUGGCACAACGCAGUUUAUUUUAGUUGUUCCAUUGACCAUUAUGUACACAGUUGUUGGAGCUUGGAGAUGGAGUUGCAGAAUUCCCUGAACACACAGAAAGUUUAAAUAACAUUUAAUUGACUUGUUUGUUAUCGAUGACCAGAGGAGAUCUCUGUAAAACCACCAUGUGCUUGAGUAUCGUAUACUAGUCACAUUGAUAUUGUUUCACAUGGAGAUUGUGUCUUGAACUAGCGACGUAAAUACAGUUAUUAUAGAUAGUUUUCAUUCAUUCUGUCUUCUUGGCCCCAGCAGGCAGUGGAAGAAGAAUUAUGACUGAGAAAAAAGUGUUAUUCCUCCUCUCUGCUCAUCUCCCCCGUCUUUUCCACUGACUGACUCACUCCCUCUCCUCUCAGGACAUAACGCCUAGAGAAGACACUUUUUCCCCCACAACAAGAAACAAGAUUACUCCCACAGACCUAGGUCAAAUACAUAUGUCAAAUACUUGAGCUGCGCUUGAUUUACUUUGCCCUGUAAAAUGGAACAAAAUGGAUCCAGAAGUGCGAACCACAAGCUAAAUCAAAUGUAUGUAUGUGUGUGUGCCUAUAUGUCUCUCUCCCUACUCUCUCAGAUGCUGAUGCAGCUGAAAAACCUGGCUCUGGAGGCUGAGACAGAGCUGGAGAGGCAAGACGAGGCCCUGGAUGUUCUGACCACCUCUACAGACCGGGCCACCAUGCACAUAGACAAACACACCUGCCGCAUGAAGAGACUGCUGUAACUCACACACCAGUCAGCCAGCCAACCGGCUCACUUACAAUGCAAUGCAGAAAUGCACUGUGAGUUGCCAUUGCCUUGUUGUACUGUACCUCCUAUAUUUGAGGUUCCAUAACCAUUGAAACCAGAUUUUACCGUCUGCUUGGUUGUAACACGUGAAGUUAUGUCUUAGCCUCAGGUGUAGUCAUACACCCUUACCUCAUUGUAACGUGUAAAAUAUAGAAAUCGAUGUUCCUCUCAAUGUGGUAAUUACCGACCAGUCCACUAGAUGGCAUUUACAUCAAGGUGAGGAAGUGUUCACUCCCAUCAGCACUUUGUGGAGAUAUCGUCCUUUUAGCACUGACAAACCAGGAAUAGAUCCAAACCUGGUUGUUGUUGACGGGAGAUGGAAUCCCUGGGUUGGACAGACAGAAUGGUCUCUGUCACACAUGUAUACCAUGGUUUCUGAUGUACUUAAAUCACGGUGAGGAACGAUUGUCAUGUGUUUUUUCCUUCUUAUUUUUCAGGUGUAGGUGUCAGUGAAGCCAUCCCCUCCCUCCAUGCACAUGGUUUCCCUCCAGCUCCACCUGUUGCAUGUCCCCAUGUUGCUGCUGAGUAAGCGAUGCAUCGAGUGGGAUCACUGCAUUAUAAUCCAGGUUUGCAGUGGGUAUGUAACAUGUAGCAAAGUCCCUUGGAACUGUGUCGCUUGAAACACACAGAAUACUGUACAGAGCUCCUACUCGAAGUCAAUUCCUAUUCCAUAAUGUACCGUACUAGAAAAAGCAGGCAGCAACUCACAAUAGGUUAUUUCUCUAACAUUGUCACUGGAUUUAGGAAUAUCUGUAUAAUCUUAUGUGUCUAUUAAUGACUCGCAUAUUUUGAUGCUGUAGUGUACUCUAUGUUGUACUGGAAUUUAUUUAUUGUCUCGUUUCAUAUGUGAACUUGCGAUAAACUGUUAUUUAAACUCAAUAUCUGGUAAAUAAUGCUUUUCUCCGUACAUUUCAUGCUAAUGUACUGUAGAGAGCAGAGGAAGUAUUUGAGUGGCGCGUAAUUAUCCAAUAAAAUAUGUUUACAUAGAAGACAGACGAUUGGCUUUAAGUAGUACAAUACAACCUGCCCAGUUUAUAAAAGCCAAUAUACACUGAACAAAAAUCUAAAUGCAACAUGUUAACCGUUG
Molecule: messenger RNA, 9412 nt
Organism: Coregonus sp. 'balchen'
Lineage: Eukaryota; Metazoa; Chordata; Actinopteri; Salmoniformes; Salmonidae
Source: the annotation of a GenBank genome assembly